CUACGACCAGCUACGACUCUACGAAAGCUGUUUUGCUCAAUUUCUUGCUCACAUUCUUUUUCACAUUCUGCUCCGUCUGUUUAGAGUCGUUGUCACGCUACGUUGUGCCGGUAUAAAAGUUAUCAGUGCUUUUCCCCAUCCAGCUUAAAAAUGGGUGACGCAUAUGGUGGUGGCGGCGGAUAUGACUAUUCUCAACCUCCUCCCACGGGCUAUCCCAGUUAUGGGCAGCAACAAGGGGGAUAUGGCCAGCAAGGAGGCGGCUACGGUCAAGAUCAAUCUCAAGGAGGUUGGGGCCAACAAGGCGGAGGUGGUGGUAGAGGUGGACCUCCAGGGGGCGGAUAUGGAGGCGGCCAACAAGGUGGCUACGGUGGUGGCGGCGGAGGAGGCGGUGGUGGCGGUUAUGGUGGACAAAGCGGUGGAGGAUAUGGAGGCGGUGGCGGCGGUUUUGGAGGUGGUAGAGACCGUGGAAGUUCUGGAGGAGGAAUGGAUCGUGGCUUUGGAGGUGGCCAGCGUGGCGGUUAUGGCAAAGGUGAUGGAAAUCUCGUUAUUCAACAUGACACAGUAUUUGUUUCUGGAAUGGACCCUAGUUUUACUGAGGACGAUAUCGCUGAUCAUUUCGGAUCUAUUGGCAUCGUUAAGAUGGACAGGCGCACAAACAAGAAGAAAGUUUGGCUGUACAAAGACAAGAACACUGGUCUUUCAAAAGGCGAAGCCACAGUAACUUAUGACGACGCCGACGCGGCUCAAAGUGCCAUCAAAUGGUUUGAUGGUAAAGAUUUUAGAGGCUCAGUCAUUAAGGUCCAGUUAGCCACGAAAAGAGAUAACUGGAGUGGCGGAUUAGGGGGACGUGGAGGCGGUGGUGGUGGCCGAGGAGGUGGCGGAUUUGGUGGAGGCCGAGGAGGUGGCGGCGGUGGUGGAGGAUUUGGAGGAGGACGUGGAGGCGACAGAGGUAGGGGUAGAGGUGGCGGCGGCGGAGGUGGUCGUGAUCGUGAAUCAAGAGACGGAGACUGGAAAUGCAGUAAUCCUGAAUGUGCAAAUACUAACUUUGCCUGGAGAAACGAGUGCAAUAGAUGUGGGGAACAGAAACCCGCUGGUGGUGGUGGUGGCGGUGAUGACCGACGUGGAGGUGGAAGUAGAGACCGAGACGGAGGUCGCAGAGGAGGUGGUGGUGGCGGCGGCGGAUUCCGUGGAAGUGACCGAGGAUUUGGCGGAGGUCGCGGCGGCGGAGGCCGUGGCGGUCCUCGAGGCGGUGGUGGAUUUGGCGGAGGUCGUGGUGGUGGCGGCGGCGGCCGAGGAGGUGGCGGUGGAAGGGACCGAGGAGGUCGGGACGGAGGACGUCCUAAACCUUACUAGGGUUAAGUUUACAUAUAGAAAUAAGUACGAGUGCGCUAAUGUAAUUUUCGUUUCAUUUAUAAUAAUGUACUAAGUAAAUAGCAAGACUGUGGUUAUUAUGUAAUUUAUUUUUGUGAACGUAGUUUAUUCGGUUUGUCGUUGAAGACAAAUUUUACUAAAGUAUAUGAACAUAAUAAAGCUUUUAAAAAUU
Dendroctonus ponderosae (mountain pine beetle) is the source of this 1543-nucleotide messenger RNA. Its product is annotated as RNA-binding protein cabeza. Gene Ontology annotation, biological process: regulation of DNA-templated transcription. Bases 151 to 1353 code for a protein of 400 amino acids. NCBI's taxonomy places the organism in Eukaryota, Metazoa, Arthropoda, Insecta, Coleoptera, Curculionidae. The record is from RefSeq and is a predicted model, not a curated record. Gene Ontology annotation, cellular component: nucleus. Gene Ontology annotation, molecular function: RNA binding; transcription coregulator activity. The transcript has 11 exons.